Messenger RNA from Argiope bruennichi, 339 nucleotides. RefSeq lists its product as uncharacterized. The record is from RefSeq and is a predicted model, not a curated record. Lineage: Eukaryota; Metazoa; Arthropoda; Arachnida; Araneae; Araneidae. The coding region runs from base 1 to 339 and encodes 112 amino acids. The transcript has a single exon.
AUGAAGUUACCUAUUAAGUGUGAAUUAUUUCUGAAGCUACCUAUUAAAUGUGAAUUACCUAUGAAGUUACCUAUUAAGUGUGAAUUAUUUCUGAAGCUACCUAUUAAAUGUGAAUUACCUAUGAAGUUACCUAUUAAGUGUGAAUUAGCUAUGAAGUUACCUAUUAAGUGUGAAUUACCUCUAAAGUUACCUACUAUGUAUGAAUUAUUACCUAUGAAGUUACCUAUUAAGUGUGAAUUACCUCUAAAGUUACCUACUAUGUAUGAAUUAUUACCUAUGAAGUUACCUAUUAAGUGUGAAUUACCUAUGAAGUUACCUAUUAAGUGUGAAUACCUAUGA